Molecule: messenger RNA, 626 nt
Organism: Rhagoletis zephyria (snowberry fruit fly)
Lineage: Eukaryota; Metazoa; Arthropoda; Insecta; Diptera; Tephritidae
Gene: Gr39b
Product: Gustatory receptor 39b
Biological process (GO): sensory perception of taste; chemosensory behavior; male courtship behavior
Cellular component (GO): axon; dendrite; membrane
Source: RefSeq, a predicted model, not a curated record
GUGAGCAAGCAGCGUUUAUGUUUGGAUGUGAAUUAUAAAAUGUUGGAAUCCUUCGAUUAUUUGUUACAAUUAAAAUUGCUUUUCGACGAAAUACGCAAGUUGACGCUAAUGUUUGAUGAUUUAUUCGGUUGGUCGGUUUGUGCAUUGUUUACGGUGAUUUUUCUAGAUAUUUGCGUUAAUUCGUAUUGGAUCUUUCUGACUUUAUCAAAUGUAUUCGAAUAUUAUUUCCUCUACUUAACAGCGUCGACUGUGCUCCCGCUGAUCGCUAUUACCACGCUUUUAUGCCAAGCGGGUGAGAACUGCAAGCGGCAGUCACUUAAGACGGGUAUUUUGAUACAACGUUUACUACAUAGUAAGUAUAAAUAUACCAAUGCAAAGGUAUAUAACGACUUGCUAUUCGAAUUCGCAAUGGAAAUACAACAAGAUCCUAUGAAAAUAGCAGUAAAAGAAUUUGUGACUGUGGAUCUGCGGUUGCUGAUGAAGAUAUUUACUGCUAUAGUCACAUAUUUGGUGAUAUUACUACAAUUUCGUUGGACAUACCCUGAAGAUUACGGAGAUGCGGUCUAAUGAAGGAACUGAGAAAACACUAAUACAUAGCUAAGCAUUUGAUUUGAAGCUCUUAAAUA